Molecule: messenger RNA, 618 nt
Organism: Humulus lupulus (European hop)
Lineage: Eukaryota; Viridiplantae; Streptophyta; Magnoliopsida; Rosales; Cannabaceae
Exons: 3
Coding region: 157-618 (153 amino acids)
Source: RefSeq, a predicted model, not a curated record
AUGGUGGAGGUCUAGACCCGCCAGAUCCUAGUAGAGUACCAUCUUCCUGCGAGUCAGGUUAAUAAUAAUUUUCAAAUUUUGCUCAUAGCUUGAAAGUCAAGCUCAACGAAUGUUUAAAUAUAAUAUUAAUAUUUCAAAUUUUGGUUAUUCUUGAAAAUGUGGAUAGCUGAAGUGCCGAGAAGAAAGGGUCGUGGCCUGGCUAAUUCGAAGCCACUUGAAAUUCGACGGCGAAAUGCCGGGAAGCCACUAGAUCUUCAGCUUGAUCCUAGGACGGACAAAGUGGUUGGCUUGGAGGACCAAGCUUUUGUCCGCGAGAUAGGCCUCCAAGUCACUUUGUUGUUGCCAGGACAUUACUUGGAUUUCGCUGAUAUACCUCAACAAUUUAAGGAACAAGUCGUACAAAGGAUGAAGUAUUUUUAUAAUGUUGAUGGUCAUCCAGAACCCGAGAGAGUUAUGAAAACUAUCUACACAGAGAUGCGCAAAAGAUAUUCUGAGAGAAAGAACAUCAGACAUACUCACUUCAAAAAAUAUUACUCUAAUCCGGAAGAUUUGCAGAGUGUUUUAGUUGCCCCACCUGACCAUUGCUCCAAGGAGAGAAAAAAUGACGGAAGAGCUUGA